Messenger RNA from Osmia bicornis bicornis, 459 nucleotides. RefSeq lists its product as uncharacterized. NCBI's taxonomy places the organism in Eukaryota, Metazoa, Arthropoda, Insecta, Hymenoptera, Megachilidae. The transcript has a single exon. The record is from RefSeq and is a predicted model, not a curated record. Bases 10 to 333 code for a protein of 107 amino acids.
UGUUCGGUCAUGGUCCGGUCUCGGUCUCAGUCCUGCCAGAUGUCGAGAACUCUUCAGUCUGGAAUCGUUUGUAUUUUCAGAUUUUUAGCUACUGGAGAUUCCUAUCAAACGAUUGCUUUUAGCUAUCGUCUUGGUCAUUCAACCGUACGAAGUAUUUGUCUUGAAGUUUGUAGAGCAAUUAAUGAAAUAUUAUUAGCUGAAUAUAUUCCAACUCCAAGUAAAGAGAAAUGGUUAGAAACAGCUAAUGAAAUGUGGACUAUGUGGAAUUUUCCAAAUUCUAUGUCUAGGAGCCCUAGAUGGCAAACAUGUGACAAUUCAGGCGCCUGCAAAUAGUGGAUCACUAUAUUUUAAUUAUAAGAAAUCGUUUUCAAUUGUGCUUUUGGCAUUGGUAGAUGCCAAUUGUAAAUUUAUUGCUGUGGAUGUAGGGUCGUAUGGUAAAAAUAGUGAUGGUGGCAUUUU